AGUUAAUCAACAACUCUAUAACUCUCCCUCAUAAUGCCACCUCGGAUUAGACGACGUAUAACGUCGGCCACAAGAGAACAAAUCGAAUUGGAACAAGAACAAAUUUCUAAAACCAUUGUUCGACCUUUUGAUAUUUUAAAUGGGUUACCACUAUCAUUUAAUGCCCCACCCAUUGAUCAUUAUGAAGAUGUUCUAAAACAUCCAUUGACAAUUAAAGAUUCUGGAGUAUUAUAUAGAUCAUUAAUGAAAUCUCGAUAUAAUUAUGUUCAUGUUUGUCCUAUGUUUAAAUUAUAUUGGAUAAAGCAAAGUUCAUAUGCUAAGAAAUUAAUGGAAUUAGAUAAACCAGUACCGAAAUCUCUGAAAGAAGAAGGUUUAGGAGAUAGAGUACCAGUUCUUGGAUCAGAUGUAAGUGCUAGAGAUGUUAUGGUUAAGUUAUGUGAUGCGUCAUUUUCUUUAGGACCUCAUUAUUUCGAAGUCAGACUUUUCAUAGUUAAGGAUGAUCGACCUGAUAAGCCUAAUGGAUCUGAGUUUAGCAGUACUGAUGGGACAAGUCCUUUUAAUUCUCAGCCGGAAGGACAAUCACAAUCUCAAUCUCAAUCUCAAUCAGUUACAGAAACAAAUUCACAAGCUAAUAAUCCUAAUAAUGAUAAUAAGUCCGAACCUAUUUCUACGGGUACAGAUAUCACCACAAAGGAUGAUAGUCAAGAGCCAGAUAAGAAGUCGACGGAACAAACUCCUUCAGAAGUAAAUACUCCUAUAGAACAAGAUAAGUCAUCAGAUGAAACAAAAACUACGAGAGAAGAAGUAUCAUCCAUCAAUGUAGCGGCACAUGAAUCUCCUAUAGACAUAGACAAUGAAAAGGAAGCAGACACUGAAAAGGAGACUGAGAAGGAGACUGUGCCAGUUCCUAAAGGCAAAAAGCCCUUGAAGAGCAAAGCUAAAAAAGGAAAGAAAGAUACGAAAGAAAAUGAUACUGAAGCAGAUAAAUCGUCCAAUGAGGAAGUGACAAAGGAUACGAGUAACGAAAGUAAUAAAUCAGAAGAAUCAGAAAAGGAGAAGGAUAAAGAUCAAGAGCAAGAUAAAGAGCAAGAUAAAGAAAGUAUUGAAAAACAAAAGGAAAACGUAAAGGAAAAGGAAAAGGAAAAGGAAAAAGAAAAGGAAACAGCACCAGUAUCAAAUGUUUCUCAAUCAAAUCUGAAUUCCACCGUUCCUCCACCAGCUCCUGCUGCAGAUAUGAGUUCUAUAGAAAACACCAUUAUGAUUUCUAAUUUGAAUACCAUUGCCAAAACAGAUGAAUCAUUGAAUGGUCUUAUGAAAGUGGUUGCUCUGGGUAAAGCAUCUCAACAACAAAUCAUAACUUUUCAAGGUUAUAUUAAGAGAGCUCGAGAAAUGGGACCUCAACCACAUCAUGCAUACUUAUUCCAAACUCCAGGAGUAACUUAUCCUUAUAGUACUUCGAGUAAUUUAUCAAAGAAAUUGGAUAAAGAUAAGAAACCUCCAAAGGAAAAGAAACCUCCAAAGGAAAAGAAACCUCCAAAGGAAAAGAAAAUUCCAAAAGAGAAAAAAUCAAAAUUACCUAAAGAUCAAAGAUUAACUGCUUUUCAAGAAAAGUAUUUAACAGAUGCAACAUUAUUAUUUGAAUAUGUUGAGAAUUCAAAUGUAAGAUUCUUAUUACCUCGAGAAGCAGUAUGUGAAGUUAUACCUCCAAGUACUUUAACUAAUGCUGAAGGAGGUGAUAAUUCAGAUAAUAAAGAUAUUAUAGUUAGUUAUCUUUGGAUUCAUAAUCAACUGGAAGUGGAUACUUAUGAAAAGAAUUUAGAAAUAUAUAAUACCAAAGUUAGAGAACGAGAAGAAGCCGAAAAGAAAAAGCUUGAAGAAGAGCAAAAGAAGUUGGAACAAGAGAAACAAGAAGAAACUAACAAAGAGCAAGAUCAAAAGCAAGAUAAUCAAAAGGAAUCAGAUGAGACUAAUAAUGGUGAAAAUGGUCAAGAAGUUAAACAAGAAUCUGAACUUGAAUCAACUCCUGCUAGACGUAAUUUAAGAAGAGCUGCAAUUGCUAGAAGUACAGCACCACCAAAGAAAGUUAUAGUUAAAAAGAAAGCUAUUCCAAAACCAUUAGUUCCACCUAUUGAACCUGAAAUAAGAUAUACUUCUUUAUCAUUUACUAUCCAUGGAAUUCCAUCACGAUUUAUUCCUAUUAUAACCAAUAGUUUCUUAACUUUAGAAAAAGUUCAAGAAAGAAUGACUCAUAUUUUAAAUAUUGGAACUAGAACUGGUAACUUUUAUUUAUGGUAUCAAGUAGAUGGGAAAUUAGAUGAAGAAUUGGCUGAAGAAAUUAGAAAUCAAGCUGUUCAAGAAGAGAAGAAAAUGCCAGGAAUAUCGGUUGCACCUGUUGAGAAGGCUAAGGAUAAAGAGCCAAAGAAGAGGAAAUUGAAAGAUAAAACUGAUAAGAAACCCAAGAAGGUUAAGCUUGAAGAAAAAGAAAAAGAUCAAGAAAAAGAAAAAGAAAAAGUUUCAGCAGGUGGAGAUAUGGGUGAACCUUCUAAGGAUAAACUGGGAGAUACUCCUAUUCCUAUGACAGAAGAUGGACAACCAACUAAUGAAAAUGGAAAUGGAAAUGAAAAUGAAAAGGAAAAGGAAAUAGAAACAGAAAAAGAAAGUUCUAUACUUAUAGAACAAUCGAUUGAACCCACUGAAACACCUACAACAGAACAAUCCUUAGUUGAAUCAUCGAAUGAUGUCAAAGUAGAAUUAGAUCCAACUGAUAGCCUCAUGGCCGAUUAAUAUAACUUAUUGUAUAUUAU
Scheffersomyces amazonensis is the source of this 2804-nucleotide messenger RNA. RefSeq lists its product as uncharacterized. Gene Ontology annotation, cellular component: Swr1 complex. NCBI's taxonomy places the organism in Eukaryota, Fungi, Ascomycota, Pichiomycetes, Serinales, Debaryomycetaceae. Gene Ontology annotation, molecular function: ATP-dependent H2AZ histone chaperone activity. The record is from RefSeq and is a predicted model, not a curated record. Gene Ontology annotation, biological process: chromatin remodeling. Bases 34 to 2784 code for a protein of 916 amino acids. The transcript has a single exon.